GUGCGGAGACCAGCUGAGAAAACAAUCAGACCCGCAUGGACUUGCCCCAUCGGUGCUUUCCUUAUCCGUCACGUCCGACCUCGGCAGCCCAUUUCUCUGUACUAUUUAUUCAUGCCUCUCGCUUUUGCUUGCUAGCUAGCUACCAGGCACGGUAGGGAAUUGAGAGGCACUCACCAUGCAGCUCUCGUUGUUGGCUCUUCUUGGAGCGUUGGCGCUGCCUAGCGCGGCUGUUCCCCAUGCGCGCGAUGAGGGACAAUGCAAGCAGACCACUGUUGCCAUUCUUGGUGGAGGAAUGGCUGGUAUUGCUGCUGCCCAAACGCUGCACAAUGCCUCCAUGGAAGACUUCAUGAUCCUCGAAUACCGCGACACCAUUGGCGGUCGCGCCUGGCAUAAGCCCUUUGGCCAGGACAAAGAUGGCAACCCGUACAUCAUUGAGAUGGGUUGCAACUGGGUCCAAGGACUCGGCACUCCUGGGGGUCCGCAGAACCCCGUCUGGACACUGGCACAAGUCUACAAUCUCUCCACCAUCUACUCCAAUUACAGCAACGUGUCGACCUACAACCAGUACGGAUACAAGGACUACUCCCAGCUGAUGGACGUCUGGGACGACAUCUACGACGCCGCCGCCGCCCAAGCCGGUGUCAUGCUCCUCGACAACCUGCAGGACCAGACCGCCCAGACUGGCCUGGCACUGGCUGGCUGGCGCCCCAAGGUCGACGACAUGGAAGCGCAAGCCGUUGACUGGUGGUCAUGGGACUUCGAAGACGCCUACACGCCCCUCGAAAGUUCCUUCAUCUUCGGUGUCGCUGGCCAGAACCUCACCGAGAACGGCUUCAGCGACGAAGACAACUUCGUCAUCGACCAGCGCGGCUACAGCCACAUCAUUCACGGCAUGGCGUCGACUUUCCUCAAGCCCAACGACACCCGCCUGCUCCUGAACAACCACAUCACCAACAUCAGCUACUCCGACUCCGGAGUGACCGUCCACAGCUCCGACGGCUCCUGCGUGCGCGCCUCCUACGCCAUCUGCACCUUCAGUCUGGGCGUGCUGCAAAACAAAGCCGUCACCUUCACCCCAUCCCUGCCCGAAUGGAAGAAAGAAUCCAUCGAAGGCUUCACAAUGGCUACCUACACCAAGAUCUUCCUCCAAUUCAACGAGACCUUCUGGCCCGAAGACACCCAGUACUUCCUCUACGCGGACCCCUACAUGCGCGGCUACUACCCCGUCUUCCAGUCCCUCAGCACAGAGGGCUUCUUCCCAGGCUCGAACAUCAUCUUCGUCACCGUGACGGAGCAGUUCGCCUGGCGCGCCGAACGCCAGUCCGAUGAGAAGACCAAGGCGGAGGUCAUGGAAGUCCUGCGCAAGAUGUUCCCGGAGAAGAACAUUCCCGACCCCAUUGCGUUCAUGUACCCCCGGUGGACCCUGGAGCCCUGGGCGCAUGGCAGUUACUCGAACUGGCCGCCCGGCACGACGUUGGAGAUGCAUGAGAAUCUGCGUGCCAAUGCGGGCAGAUUGUGGUUCGCCGGUGAGGCGACCAGUCCGACCUACUUCGGAUUCUUGCAUGGGGCGUGGUUCGAGGGCCAGGCUGCGGGGCUGCAUAUCAGCAGUAUUCUGAACGGAACUUGCAAGGCGAAUACUACUUGCAAGGGCAGGAAGCAUUAUGAGACGCUGCAUGGAACUACGCCACUGGCGGAUUACAGUUUCGUGGAUGGGUGGAACGGAAACAGUUUUUAUGAUUUCAACGAUGAUUAAACUGUUCCCCCUCUUCCCUCCCUCAUUCUCUUCUUUCACCGGCUCUACGUGGUGAACUGAAUGUGUGUGGUGUAUAUAUAUAGUAUGAAUAUAAC
Aspergillus eucalypticola CBS 122712 is the source of this 1848-nucleotide messenger RNA. RefSeq names its product putative flavin containing polyamine oxidase. The transcript is spliced from 6 exons. NCBI's taxonomy places the organism in Eukaryota, Fungi, Ascomycota, Eurotiomycetes, Eurotiales, Aspergillaceae. Gene Ontology annotation, molecular function: oxidoreductase activity. The record is from RefSeq and is a predicted model, not a curated record. The coding region runs from base 176 to 1753 and encodes 525 amino acids.